UCUAUUUCCCAGUUAUUUCCAUCUGAGCUGUCACCCAUGCUGGAAGCACAAGAUAAGAUACUUGCAGCUCUUCAUACAAUAUUCACAACUGUUUUCUGGCGUCUUUCCUGUUGUGUAGCUGUUACUUUGUAUUCCAGUUUUCAGCAGUAGUUGGUGAUGGUAAUUGCGUUCAUCUGAGGUGAUCUUUCCUGAACAGAAAAAAUGAUAACAGUAGAGAAACUGGUCUUUGUUUAUUCUGUAUUUCAAGCUGUGUUGUGUAGAGAAUUCUCCAUCACUCUACCAGAGAGUGUAGAAGCUCUGAGAGGACUCUGUGUUCUCAUACCCUGCAGAUUUCAGAUUGAAGAACAAUACGAUAAAGACCUCCAGAGAGAUCCUACAGGAAUCUGGUUAUUAAACGGCAUUGAUGUUAACAGUAAUAAAGUCUUUAACUCUAAAGUAACUACAGAGAACAUGAUUGAAGGUGAAAUUAUAGGAGAUCUCCUCAUGAAGAACUGCACCACCAUCUUGUAUGAUAUCAGACAAAGUGACAGAGGAAAUUAUUACUUUAGAUUAGAGUAUGAAGGUCUAAAAUACACUUAUAGACCACCAGUAUCUCUAAGAGUGCGAGACUCUCCAAUCAGACCCUCAAUAACACUGUAUAAGGAGGAUCAGGGGGAGGUGGAGGACCAGAAUGAGGUGGUGGAGGGAACUUCAGUGAGUCUCAUUUGCUCUGCUCCAUCUGCUCCAUGUCUCUUAAAUCCUCCCACUUUUACAUGGAACUUCCUGCCUGAGGAGAGAAGACAGGAGCAGAACCACAACACCAGCUUCAGCUCCUCUCAGCUGAACUUCAAUGCUACUCACCUGCAUCAUGGACUCACUUUCACCUGCACCACCACCUACCAGCUCCAGAACCAGAACAAAUCAGCACGGAGCUCUCGUACUCUACAUGUUCUGUAUGGUCCUAGAAACACAUCAGUAUCAGUGUCUCCAUCUGCUUCAGUGCUUUUGGGCAGUUCAGUGUCUCUGAGUUGCAGCAGUGAUGCAAACCCAGCAGUGCUGAACUACACCUGGUACAGAGAGAACGGAGAGCAGAUAGGAACCGGAAACCAUCUCACCAUCAACACCACUGAUUCUACACACAGAGGUUUAUACUACUGUAGAGCUCAAAACCAGCACGGAGAUCACAACUCAUCUGUGGUCCUGGAUCUUCAGUAUGGUCCUAGAAACACAUCAGUAUCAGUGUCUCCAUCUGCUUCAGUGCUUUUGGGCAGUUCAGUGUCUCUGAGUUGCAGCAGUGAUGCAAACCCAGCAGUGCUGAACUACACCUGGUACAGAGAGAACGGAGAGCAGAUAGGAACCGGAAACCAUCUCACCAUCAACACCACUGAUUCUACACACAGAGGUUUAUACUACUGUAGAGCUCAAAACCAGCACGGAGAUCACAACUCAUCUGUGGUCCUGGAUCUUCAGUAUGCUCCACAGGUCUCUCCCUCCUCCAGCUGUAACAGCACUCAGGACCUGAUCAUGUGUUCCUGUGAGGUUCAUGGAAAUCCAUCUCCUAAACUGGAGUGGAGUCUCUCUGGUCACACUGUCUCUCCAUCUGAGGUGACUUCUAUCCAUGUGGAGUCUUUGUGUAACAUGAGUUUAAAAAGCUAUAUUACCAUCCGUCAGUCAUUUAUAGACACACCCACUAUGCAGUGUGUUGGCUCCAACAACCUGGGUGUUGACACACACCUGUUUGAUCCCAUCAUUCCAGAAUGUGGACACACUACAGAACCUCAUCUGGUUCUCUAUCUCUCUGUGGUUCUCCUUCACUGUGUUGGUGUUAUUGGAUUUCUCAUCUACAAACUAAAGCAAUUGUCCAGGAAAAUAAAUUUUCUAGAGAAAGAAGACACUUACUCUUGUCUCGAGCUCUCUGCUGGAGUCCAACAGAGAGACGACAGUAAAUAAGACUAACACCUGAAAGCUGGACGUUUCAUCACCCGAUUUUCAGCCUCAUCAGGAGAAAACAUGGAGGGUGUCUUGCUGUUUCAGUAAAAUAAUCAAUAUUGGGGUAGCACAGUAAAGCAGAGUUCCUAUAACAGCACAUCCCCAAGUAGUUUUUAUUUUUAUACCACAGCAAUUUGUUAACAAUUACAAUUUUGUCACAUUUAAUCUGUUUAAAGAUACAUUUCAUGUUUCCUGUUCUCACUUACAGUAUAGCAGAUAUAAACAAUCACAAGCUUCUGUUUUUACUCUGUAUUGAAGUUAUUCAAAAUCAAAAUGCAGCUACCAAUAAAGCAUAAAAUCCUCUUUUCUGAAAAUGUUGUAAAAA
This is a messenger RNA of Hemibagrus wyckioides, 2293 nucleotides long. RefSeq names its product myelin-associated glycoprotein-like. NCBI's taxonomy places the organism in Eukaryota, Metazoa, Chordata, Actinopteri, Siluriformes, Bagridae. The transcript is spliced from 11 exons. Bases 202 to 1929 code for a protein of 575 amino acids. The record is from RefSeq and is a predicted model, not a curated record.